Molecule: messenger RNA, 1993 nt
Organism: Chaetomium fimeti
Lineage: Eukaryota; Fungi; Ascomycota; Sordariomycetes; Sordariales; Chaetomiaceae
Exons: 2
Coding region: 60-1772 (570 amino acids)
Source: RefSeq, a predicted model, not a curated record
CUUAACCCGCAUCUCGCUGAACCUGACAUCGUUCAAAGUCGCCCGCCCUACCCACAACCAUGGCAGAAGGAUUCACCAAUCUCAUUCAGUCAGUCGCAGGAUUAAGUCUUGCCGAUGGAACGGCCCAUCGCCCAAACCCACAUCAGACUCUCGUGGGUGCAACUCGCGCUCUAAUACAAACUGCCGAAGCCACUGCCGCACAUGCGCAAGGAGUAGUACCCGGGCCCUCGACUGAGAGCACACAGACUCGGGGAGAUCAAGUUAUUGCGCAACUAAGCUCUGUGAGAAGAAGAGCCAACGCUCCUGCAGACACCAUAGCGGCGUUCGCCGAUAAAGCCGACCGCUACGUUGUAGCUUACAUUACAUCGCUUGCUAGUCAGGGGACAAAGGUGCACAAAGCAUUGUCGUAUUUUGAUGGAGAACUGAGGAGUAUCGCUCAGGAUGUUCUCGAUAGCACCAGCGAUGACAGCAGCGUUCUGCGGGAGGUAUUAGAGCGUUGCUACAGUCAGUCUCUUCAUCCCUCCGGUACCCUGCACUACGACAAUUACUUCAUCCCUCUACGCGAAUCCCGUCUCGAAUGGCCCUACGACCCCGACUUCGAGAGUGAGGAAUACUAUGACCACGAAGAACGCCUAGCCGUCAACGAAGGCUAUGCUGAGGCCUUCCGUGUGCGAUGCGAGCACAAAUAUGAGAGCGAAUCUCAAAACGAAAGGAAGGAAGGGGAAGCAUGGAUCGGCUUCUGGGUUCGGGCAUUCAGUCAAUGUCCCAAUGGACCUACACUAUUUCAUCCAGCACCAAGUCGUUUUCCUCAAUGGCACUUUGCAGAUGUUCCCCGAUACUUAUUCAGGGCAUUCGAUCAAGCCAGUUCCGGUCAGAGCGACGAAAACGUCGUCGCUUCCAUUGAGAGUAUCUCCGCGACACCGUGGCACAGCAAAGUCGAUCUCCUUUCGAGGACAAAGGAGAAGGCAACGAGAAUGCUGCACAGGCAUUUGACUAAGAAAUGUUUGAGCGGAGGGGAAGGCGAUGACAAUCUGAUGUCGUGGAGUAGUUCUCUGCUUUUUGUGAUUCAAUACGCCAUCUGGAGGUGCCACCGUCGUGACUGUGGCCAAGAUGAGGUCAAGAUUUGCGCCGUCGACACGACGAAGUUUCCUCGGGGCCAGUUUGCGCGCGACAUGCCAUUGCUCCGGGCCUAUUAUGAAACUUCCGGACUCGACCAGAAGAUGCGGAGGUUUUUCGAUUUUCGUCUCGAAACGGCAGACUAUGACAACGGAGAGUAUCUUUCGCAGGGAAAAGUGCAUCAUACUGGGCGGUCUUGUGUGUUCUCUCUUGACCAACUCAUCCAGGCUGGACUCCAUGACCUGUAUCCUGAAUUUGAAGAUUCUUCUGCAAUGGGUUCAUGGACAAAGCGCGUGAAAGACCUUCGUCUCGGAUGGUCCAUUGAGCAUACAACAACCCAGGUCGACAUACGAAGAGCAUUCGAGGUGGCCAGAGCAUGCUUAGAUCCGUUCAAUGCAUCUGAUAUAGCAUUGCUGCUCUUGUCAUUCAAAAACCUCAAGGUUCGGACCACAACGACAACCCGCACAUCCCGAUCCCGCAACGUCACACAACAGGAUCGAGAAAACCUCAAAGAUUACGGGCCAGAUGAGGUCCAGCGAUACAUGGAACUUGCGGAAACGAUGAUGCCAGAGGACCGGGAAGAUUGCGAUGCUUUAAGUUGGCUAUUAUCAUCAGUUGGUACCCAGCCUCUUGCACAAGUCUUUGAAUCUACUUGAACGGAAAUUCGUCAUCACGUCCUCGAUAACCUCCUGGCGAGAUAACUUCCUCGGCCUAUGCCAACUCAUCAGAUACUCCCUGCCUGAGGACGACCGGUAAGAGGUGAGGCGGAGAGGGGCGGGGGUGGUUGGGUUGGGAGGGAAUACAUCUCCUGACGGGCUCUUACGAUGCACUUGCCAUGGCCUGCUUGCCCAUGGCUGUCGGUUAUAAUAUGACCAGU